Molecule: messenger RNA, 2243 nt
Organism: Bipolaris sorokiniana ND90Pr
Lineage: Eukaryota; Fungi; Ascomycota; Dothideomycetes; Pleosporales; Pleosporaceae
Exons: 2
Coding region: 368-2080 (570 amino acids)
Biological process (GO): regulation of nitrogen utilization; negative regulation of transcription by RNA polymerase II; mitochondria-nucleus signaling pathway
Cellular component (GO): cytoplasm
Source: RefSeq, a predicted model, not a curated record
ACCAGACGUUGCCCUCUCACACACCCACACACCCACACACCCACACAUACAUACUACACCUACCCAUUGCCCACAGUACACUCCUCUUCCACCAUCAACACUACCACCACAGCCACCAGUAACUCCAUCCACGCCAUUCCAUCCAUGUCUCCGCGAUCCCUCUAGUCCCGCCGGCACUCCCUCUGCUCGGCUCUUCUCCAACUCUACCCCAUUGACGCAAUCGCAACUAAAGUAAACCGCCCACCUCCAAGAACCACGACCACGGAACCACGCCGUCCCCACUGCAACUCCCCCCCUCCCCGCCACAAUCCCCGUCCCACGACCACCGACACUCGCUCCUGCACUCUAACCUCCACACUCGAGAGACAUGCCUCUCCGCGCCGAACGGCCCAUUGUGCGCGUCGAGCCCAGCUCCAUGCGCACCAUCGAAACCAGCAGCACAGAGAACCUCUUUGGCCUUUGGUCUGUCUUUGCGCGAUGCUCCCCAGCCAUGGAAGACGGCAAGCGCUACGAGAACAUGGCAUGGCGUCUUUGGUCCCGCGAGACGUUUUGCUGCCAGCCUGAUUCGCUCACAUCGUCCCGUUGGUCGCUAGGACGUCGGCUGUCAAGCAGCGCCCCGGACGUACCCGAACUCUCCACCAGCGUCGCUUCCGACGAGUCCAAUCUGGACAGCGCAAUCACCUCGGCCUCCCGCUCAGACCUCUCUGCCUCUCGCCCCGACCUUCGCCGCCACGACUCGGCAACCAGCCACGCCCGUGGCAAGCACAUGACUCCCAUUGGCCUCGAAAAGGUCGUCAACUCAAUACAGGAGAAGAAAUUCAUUGAGCCCCUCUCGCCUCUCCCAGCCGACCUCGCCGCCCCGAUACCCGAGCUCAAGCCAGCCGAGGAAGACACGACGCCUCGCAGCGCCACUCCCCCCUCGCAUGCCCGCCCCAUUCCCGAAGCCUCAACAUCGACCGUCGCCACCAGCGUCGGCUGCGACAUCAUGAGCCCUGUAGUCGGCUCCGAGGCCAGCACCUCGACCGACGUGAGCGAGCACAGCGUCGUCCGUGGUUUUGAGCCUGGCCACAUCUCCACCUCGAUUCGCUCGAGCGCUAACCUGAACCCCACCCCCAUCCUCAAGAAGACGUCCAGCUUCAUCACCAAGCCGCUGCCCGCAAAGGCCGACAACACCAAGAAGAGGCAGCCCAUGUUCACACUCGGCGGAUCCUCCGAGGAGGACAACUGCAGCUCCUUCGAGGCCUACUCCAUGGCCCAGCGCAGCUCCCUCACCGAGCAUCUGCGCAAGGCUGCUGCCCCCAUGCGCAAGACGACUUCGUUCAAGACUGAAGUCAGCACCCGCACCUUCCAAGACGCCACCUCUGAAAGCGAGGCGGCCAUUGAGAGCGACAGCGAGGAUGACAUUGAUGAGAGCGCCAUUGAGGAGGAGGACUCCGAUGACGACGACUGGGAGGACGACGACAACGAAGAGAGUGGUCCUCCUAGCGUUGCUGACCGUACUCCUCUGUUCCAGCGGGUCGACUCCAAGCCUGACCUCACCUCGCGUCGAUCGCUCCUCACCACUGCUCUUCAUCAGGAUGACCGCGCAUUGGCGCUUCAGAACGCCGCAUCCCGAUCAAGCCCUGCCAUCCGUCGAUCCCGCACAUCGACGCCAAACGGCCCCUCCACUGGCAACUCACCCCACGAGGAUAGUGGUCUGAUGAUGAUGCGGUCCCAGGCCUCUCGCCCCAAGCCCAUCAUCAUGACCACGUCCAACGUCCACCCACCUGCCAUGUCUCCCAAGACGACGAGGCGCAACAUGCUGACCUCGGAGUUGACUGGAAGCUUGAGGCAGAACCUGCUGUGGGAAAGGCAACAGAAGAAUGCCACCACCAACGCAGUCGCAAAGCGCCAACAGAGUGCUGCGAACCUGCCUGGCCUGCGCCGAGCAAUGACGACCGGCGACGUCAAGGGCCUAAACAACAACGAACAACAAUCACAAGCCAAAUCAUCGGCCUUCAAGGAUGACAGCAAGCCCAGUAGCACGUACAACCAGUUCUUCGACUCUGGGCUUGGCGAUUACCACAAGUCUGGAUGGUAAUCAAGCAUCAUUCUUUUUUGCUUUUCAACGUUUGCACUUCUAGCGGCAUCUAUGGUUUGGCAUUGAACCAGGGCGUUUUUGUGUUCUAAUUAUGCUCUUCUUUUUUGGUUUUUCUUUUUGUUCUCUAUUUUACCUUGCUGCUCGUCUUUUAUUUUGUUUUUUU